This is a messenger RNA of Trypanosoma conorhini, 1095 nucleotides long. RefSeq lists its product as uncharacterized. NCBI's taxonomy places the organism in Eukaryota, Euglenozoa, Kinetoplastea, Trypanosomatida, Trypanosomatidae. Bases 1 to 1095 code for a protein of 364 amino acids. The transcript has a single exon. The record is from RefSeq and is a predicted model, not a curated record.
AUGUCAUCGCUUCGAUCAAGCACACGUGAGGUUGAAAACAUCUUGCACGAUGUUGGGGCCUCUCUUCGCAAGUUUCAGGGUUCUAAAGGUUUGCGGUGCUUACUUGAUCAAGGCAAGCUUUCGCUUUUGUCUGCAAUGGGUGAAUUUAAACAAAGUAGUGAUGCGAUCUAUGAUACACGCAUGAAAGUGGUUUCACAAACCCGUGUUACUAUACUAAAACUGUCGGAUUGUUUUGAUGCUGUUGGAAAAACUGUUGAAACUCUGUUUCUUCAGCUAGGUGAACUGCUUUCAGAGCUGCAUCAAUUUAAAGAAAUUUGCGAAAAUCAUUUAGAAAUGACAAAUGAAGUUCCUUCUGAAGACACCGGAUUUAGUGACAUUAACUCGAUGAGAAUUGAAUUCGCUGCCUUGAGCCGAGAAUUGAGCAAUGAUAUUAGGAUCAAUUGCUGUGGGAUACAGUCUUCUUCUCUUGAGCAAAUUGAUAAGGUUUAUAUGGAUGCAAAAUUUGGCGUUGGAAGAGCUCAAACUGCAUUUGAUGCUACGAGAAGGAAGGCACAAGUUUGUGAAGCUGAAUUGUUGGCAACUCGUUCGAGUGGUUCUGCCGAUCAGGUGAAGCAGAUGGAGUUUAAGCUUCAUUCUUUGCUAGAACGCCUUCACGAAAGCGGCGACCAAUACCAAGAGGCUUUACAAGGUAGCAUGAAGAAUACAUCGUUUAUUUUGGAACAGGUCUCAAUGGCGACGUGGGCAGCAGCGAACGUAUUCUUUUUGCAAUUGGGUACAUUUUUCAAGGAUGUGAUGAGUCGAUGUGAUGUGCUUGCUGGGGCUCUGUCUUCGGUGAAGAACAACCGAGGCGUUUCUCGAAAAAUAAAUUUGGAGAAGCAAUCCGCUGCUGCUGCUGCCGCAUCUUACAUAUCUUCCGCCACCGCUAUAUCACGGCCUGAAGAGGAAAAAAAUGGCCCAACCACGCCACCUUCUCACGAAGUAGUUGACUUGCUUUGUGCUCAACAAAGUGAUGGCUUCGUAUCACACCUUCCUCUGAUCGAAGGCUCUGUACCUCGAGGAACAAGGGAGUUUGAUAUAGAUGAUAUUUUCAAGUAG